Messenger RNA from Aspergillus lentulus, 1266 nucleotides. RefSeq names its product putative toxin biosynthesis protein. The record is from RefSeq and is a predicted model, not a curated record. Lineage: Eukaryota; Fungi; Ascomycota; Eurotiomycetes; Eurotiales; Aspergillaceae.
AUGACGUUCCCUUUCAGGAUUGUUGAGCACAUCAUCCCCGGACAGCAUAUCCGGGAACAUCCACAUGCCCUAAAAGGACGUCAGGAAACAGCUUUGAAGCUUGCGAUCAAGCAGUAUAUUCCGCUCGAUCAGACGGAGCCUAUUCCAGAAAAUGCUGUGACAAUCAUCGGGGCGCACGGGAAUGGAUUUCCAAAGGAGGCAUAUGAGCCGCUGUGGGAGGAUCUCUACGCCCACCUCAACAAGCGAUCAAUUCCUGUGCGCAGCAUUUGGAUUGCCGAUAUCUCCAAUCAAGGCGCAAGUGGUGUUCUGAACGAGCAUGUGCUGGGGGAUAAUACGCAUUGGCAUGAUCAUUCCCGGGAUCUGUUGCAUAUGAUCAACCACUUCCGCGACGAUAUUACUCGUCCUAUUAUCGGAGUCGCCCAUAGUAUGGGAUGCACACAGCUCAUCCAGUUAUCUAUCAUUCACCCUCGUCUCCUCUCAACGCUUAUCCUCUAUGAGCCCAUCAUCUUCGGGGAGCCAUCCGGGGGCCCGAACCCCGCAAUCUCGGCGGUGUUGCGUCGAGACCUAUGGCCUUCGCUAGAAAAGGCCGAAAUGCAGCUGAAACGAGGCUUCGCCAAGUGCGAUUCCCGCGUCGUGGACCGCUACCUUCGCUUCGGUCUACGGCCUGUGCCGACGCGCCUCUACAACUCAGAGAAUGACACCAAUAUUCCCCCGACAGCCGUCACACUAACGACCAGCAAGCAUCAAGAAGCCUGGGCGUAUACCAUUCCCAAUCUCGAACCCGAAUCAGCGGGGCUGAACGACCUCCUACUUCCAGACUGGGAUCCAGUCAUAGAACGUCCUGCCCCAUUUUCCCGUCCAGAAGCUUUCGCGGCUUUUCGGAAUCUGCCCUUUGUGCGGCCAAGUGUAUUCUGGGUCUACGGUGGCCGGAGCUGGCUUUCUCCACCCGCUGCUCAAGAUUCCAAGUUACGAGCGAACCGGACAGGUAUCGGAGGAAGUGGAGGUGUGGCUAAGGGGAUGGUAGACAAGGCGGUUUUACCGAAGGCGACACACCUAGUCGUCUUUGAAGAAGUGGGUUGGUGUGCGGAGGUCGCGGCCAACUGGAUUGAGAAGUGGUUUGCGCGAUAUCUGAAAGAGGAAGAGUUCUGGCGAACGUACCAGAGCAAAAAGUCCGAUCCGGAGAUGCUCAGGAAUUCCGAGGCCAGUAUCCGGGUUGCUAAGGUGGUAGUAGGGUCCCGCCCUGGUGUCGCCAAGGGGAAGUUGUAA